UUUGUAUAUAACUGGCUAGGGUCCCUCAGGUGAUGCCUUGCUAGAGCUCAAAGGCUUCCCUGCUUUAGUUCACAAAACCACCAAAUCAAGCAAUCCUUCUACUGCAGCAUUUUAUUUUUAUAUCCCAGUCUAUAAAACCCUUAUAACAACUUAUGGACAUCGUCUCAGUUAGAAUCACAAAUUUUCUUCUUUACAUCAACCAUGGAUGUAAUCACUGUGGACCGCAGGACUUACCUGAGGUCCGCCUCUAGAAUAACUGUGCUGGCUCACUUGCUGGGGCUGACCGCUCUCGUUCUCUUGAUUUUCUGGUUGCUGCAUUACCGUGAAGGCCUCGACUUGGAUUCAGAGAAUCCAAGUCGUGUCUUCAAUGUUCAUCCAUUUCUUAUGUACUUCGGGUUCAUCUUUUUUGCUGCUGAAGCAAUGAUGGUAUACAAGACCAUACCAGCAGAACAUCAAGUGCAGAAGUUCGUGCAUUUGUUCUUCAAUCUGGUUUCGCUUGUGCUGGGCAUUGUCGGAAUUCAUGCUGUAUUCAAGUAUCAUGAUAAGCUUCACUUAGAGGACAUGACUAGCUUGCAUUCAUGGAUUGGCAUGGUUACCUUCUGCUUAUUCAUCUUGCAGUGGCUGUUUGGAUUCAGUUUCUUUCUGUUUUCACAAGCUUCAACAGUAAAUACAAGAGCACGAGCACUCCCAUGGCACGUAAAUGGAGGCAGGGCGCUCUUGUACAUGGCGAUAUGUGCAGCCGAGACAGGGUUGAUGCAGAAGGCCACCUACUUGCGGCUUGGCGGCAGCAGAGAGUCUCACCUAAUGAAUGUCCUGGGAGUUCUGAUCCUUCUAUUUGGCAUCACAGUUGAUAUCUCUGUUGCGCUUGCACGCUGUAUCUGACCUAUCCGUCUUCUGCUUCAAUCACAACCAGAAGACCAUAACAUAACAUGCGAAGAAGUUCAAUUCUCAAUGGUGAAAUAUAAGACUUGAUGUAAAUAUCAUUACUUUCUAUGGACAACAAACCCCUUAAUCCAUGGCUUAUAUAUAACUAGGAUAAAAAAUUCAAGAUUAAUAAAGAACAAGGUGUACAUAUGACACAAACAAGGAAUCAUCAAGGGCUACAUCCGACAACAUUAACUUGCAUGAUUGAUAUUCCCAAGGACAACUUCAAAAACAAUAAUUGAUGCACUAACUAAACUCGAUGGUUAAUAAUCCAAGUAAGAAACCAUUUGAUACCCCAGUUGGACCAUAUAAAUAU
Messenger RNA from Daucus carota subsp. sativus, 1240 nucleotides. Its product is annotated as probable transmembrane ascorbate ferrireductase 3. Gene Ontology annotation, molecular function: oxidoreductase activity. Lineage: Eukaryota; Viridiplantae; Streptophyta; Magnoliopsida; Apiales; Apiaceae. The transcript is spliced from 5 exons. The coding region runs from base 202 to 882 and encodes 226 amino acids. The record is from RefSeq and is a predicted model, not a curated record.